AUGUACAUACUUGCACAAAAACUUCAAUCUCUUCCGAUAAACAAUCAAAAUUUAACGAAAAAGUCUCUAUCCUUAAUUCGUAAAAGCAUUUUACUUUUCUUGUUUAUUUAUUUCGCAUCAGUUCUCGCUUUAUUGUAUUAUAUUCCUUCAGAAGACCUUAACAAUGAAAUAAAUUAUAAGGACGGACCAAUAGUUUCAAAUCAAAAAUCACAAAGAAUUUUUAGACAAAUUCCUUUAUACACCAUUAAUAUAUCGAAUGACAUAAUUGUAGGGUCAAUAAGGAUCUCUUCCUCCGAACCAAACGAGAAAAUGAAUCAAUUUGAAAUAUCGGGUUAUUUAUAUUUCGCAUCCGACAAGCUUAACAUCAAGAAUACAAAAUACCUGUUGGUCUCAAGUGAAUCAUGUGAUAAUUGGAAAGAUGUAGUACAAGAUGUUUCCGAUAUCAUCACUUUUAAAUCCGAACGAAAAUCUUCCCCAGGAAUAAAGGUUAUUAGAAAGAUUAAAGAAACAUCAUUCGAGUUAUCAAAUAAAAUUGAAUCUGUGAGCCAUUUCGUUGUUAUGCAGGAUUCUGGACGUACAUAUAGACAGAUAGCAUGUGUUCCAUUAAAUAACGCAUUAAAGACGAACACUUUUUAA
Funneliformis mosseae is the source of this 636-nucleotide messenger RNA. The record is from the annotation of a GenBank genome assembly. Lineage: Eukaryota; Fungi; Glomeromycota; Glomeromycetes; Glomerales; Glomeraceae.